This is a messenger RNA of Pelobates fuscus (common spadefoot toad), 603 nucleotides long. RefSeq names its product NELL2-interacting cell ontogeny regulator 1-like. Bases 102 to 380 code for a protein of 92 amino acids. The transcript has 4 exons. The record is from RefSeq and is a predicted model, not a curated record. Lineage: Eukaryota; Metazoa; Chordata; Amphibia; Anura; Pelobatidae.
CAGAACAAGACAAGCAUUCUCUGCGUGUCACAUCCGUUCAGCCAUCCUGACUGUCUCUGCUACGCGGCAACUCUGUCUAAAGGUACUGAACACUUUAAAUUAUGGCGUAUCUUGGCAAUAUACUUUUUCUUUGCUGGAUAAUUGUAGGUACAUCUGUGUUUGCGUCAAUGACUGUGAAGAACGAUGAAUCCCGCCCAGGAUCUGGGAGCGUUAUUCCAGCUGAAACUCGCCCGUGUGUUGACUGCCAUGCAUUUGAAUUCAUGCAAAGAGCGCUACAGGACCUAGAGAAAGCUGCUUACAGCCUGGACUCUCGGACAGAGACACUUCUCCUAGAUACCGAAAUGAGAGCUCUCUGUGACUGUCUCUCCCAAAGGCCAUGACGAUUAAUGCUACGCUCUCUCUACUAGUUCAACCAAAAUAGUCCCAUGUAUGGUUCAACAAAGCGCUUUCAAGUAAAUGAGGCAUCACGAGUCUGACAUCAAUGAGAAAUCAGACAUCUUUUUUUAUAAGGAUAUACUUACUACAUCAUUGGAAACAAAAAAGGACUUGGAAAAAGUAUUGCAUUUUCCCCCAUAUUUCUUUGUUUUUGAAACAAACACCAUA